AGAAAAUAUAACUGUUCUUCAAGGCACUCCAUCUUUCGUCACUUCUCUCGCCACUUCCUUGCUUUACUCGAGUUUCUCUUCUUCAUCUGUUUCGCAGGCACGGCCAAGGCUGCCUCUCAGGGCCGAUGUCGCGCAGGUGUCUCCUGAGUCUCCUCGUCCUUCACGUCGCCGCAGCCUGCUAUGAAGUCAACUUGACGAGCAAGACGCCCUUGCCCACUUCUGGAGGCGCUGACGGCGUGGAGGCGAUGGUGGGCAUCCGGCCGAAGGAGGGCGACUGGGGCGCGCUGUUCCAGCUGGAGCGAGAAGACCGGGUCGUGGCCAAGAUCAGCAUCUCGCUCAAGGAAAGCAAAACGGGAAGUGAAGCUGCUUACAUCGACCAUUUGGCAAUCCAGUGUGGAGACAAAACUCCUCAGCCAUUUGAUUCUCCCUGGCCAACGGCCUGGCUCUCCGGUGAAGUCAAGUGCCUUCUGUUCAGGGUAUCCGAUAAUCUCAUCCACGUUUUGCAAAAGGAAGGCUCUUCAGAAUCGCAUAUCGGAUCAGACAUAUGCAAAGUGAAUCUGUCUAACAUCUCUUUCUCGGCCUCAAACCUCCCGCAUCUACCAGCGCCGAUGCUCAGUCUUGGCUGUGCUGACGGAGGACUAAAUAAUGGUACAAAAACAGAGUCAGAAGAGGAAAGGGGAAACGACCCCGCCCUCAUCGCCGGCCUGUGCGUGCUGCUGGCCGUCGCCGUGGCCAUCGCCACCUACGUAGUGUGGUUCCGCAGCAGGAGGUGUGGGAGGAGGUUUCACGGUGUGCUGGCAGUGAGGCUUUCGACGCUCCAGGCGGAUGAGGAGGCCCUGCGGAACCCUUCCGACGAAGGCCCGAGCGUGAGGCAGCGCCCCCCCAUCCCAUCCCCCCGAACAGUCUUCCUUGAGCGGCGCCAGCUGCGUCUCUCGUCCUCCACCUCGACGUCGUCCUCGGUGCUUCCUCUCCUGUCUUCGUCUCCGCACUUGUGCUUGGAUUCGCUCUCCUUGUCGUUCGCUACUGACCUCCCCGCCGCGCCCGUCGAAGGCCACUCCUUGGCCGCCCACUGCGCGCAGGAGAGGGACCAGGAGACAGUCGCCCUGAGGCGCCGUUCGAGCGACGAGGAGGUCCACACCUACGAGAGAAUCACGUUCAUGAGUGCAUCUCUUUUCUAAUAACACAAGACGCGGAGGGUGUAUAGCAGCAUCCCGAUCUUCCUGGUGGCAUUCACUAAGGCAAAGAUUAAGCCAAGAAAUCCUUCAGAAACCUUGGAUACAACAUCGGCGAAAAAAAAACGAAAAAAACA
Messenger RNA from Penaeus monodon (black tiger shrimp), 1309 nucleotides. RefSeq lists its product as uncharacterized. NCBI's taxonomy places the organism in Eukaryota, Metazoa, Arthropoda, Malacostraca, Decapoda, Penaeidae. Bases 126 to 1178 code for a protein of 350 amino acids. The transcript has 5 exons. The record is from RefSeq and is a predicted model, not a curated record.